Heterocephalus glaber (naked mole-rat) is the source of this 618-nucleotide messenger RNA. RefSeq names its product cyclin-Y-like protein 1. Gene Ontology annotation, biological process: regulation of cyclin-dependent protein serine/threonine kinase activity. Lineage: Eukaryota; Metazoa; Chordata; Mammalia; Rodentia; Bathyergidae. Gene Ontology annotation, molecular function: protein kinase binding. The record is from RefSeq and is a predicted model, not a curated record.
AUGGCCAAAGGUGUCAUCAGUUUGGUGGGCACUAACAUUUACUAUGUGACCUUAGCAGUGUAUUACCACAUAAAGAACAGAGAUGUAAAUAGAUCCCUGGAUAUUUUGGAUCAGAGAUGCCAUCCACUCACAAGAGAGAAGCAUCCAGAGGAAUACUUUGAGCAUGAUCCUGAACACAGCUGUAUUUACAGAUUUGUUGCCUUUAUUUUUUAUGUUGCAAUGGUACCAACUGAAUGUGCAAUAAUAACUUUGGUCUACUUAGAAAGGCUUGUGUCGUAUGCUGAGAUAGAUGUCUGUCCUGCUAACUGGAGAAGGAUCCUGCUGGGAGCCAUUCUUCUUGCCGCCAAGGUUUGGCAGGACAAGGCUGUGUGGAACAUAGACUUCUGCAAGGUCCUCGGGGAUGUUUCGCUCAAGGACAUAAAUGAGUUGGAAAGGCAUUACUUGAUCCUGCUCAAGUAUAAUGUUAACGUGUCUGGCGGUUUGUAUGCCAAAUACUACUUUGAUCUUUACUCUUUAGCAUUUGAAAGCAACAUGUAUUUUUUAUUUGAGCCUCUCCCCAGAAAAAGAGCCCAGGACCUAGAGGUAAGGCUGUGCUUGGAUUCAGUGGGGUUUCGGUGA